Actinia tenebrosa (Australian red waratah sea anemone) is the source of this 1402-nucleotide messenger RNA. RefSeq names its product melanocyte-stimulating hormone receptor-like. Gene Ontology annotation, molecular function: G protein-coupled receptor activity. The record is from RefSeq and is a predicted model, not a curated record. Gene Ontology annotation, cellular component: membrane. Lineage: Eukaryota; Metazoa; Cnidaria; Anthozoa; Actiniaria; Actiniidae. Gene Ontology annotation, biological process: G protein-coupled receptor signaling pathway.
UGUUGCUGCACGACCAAAUAAAACGCUCUUUCGUGUCUCAAUCAUAGUGUUUACACGAUGGAAGAAGAUGAUUGUGAUAACGAAUUCGAAGGCCACUUAAGAGGAGCCUGACAAGCAUCAGUCUGCCUGACUUUUCUGGGGAAUACUAAGGAUUCUCACUCACAGUAGCAACUCUAACAGAAGGAGAUGGACGCGUUGAAGCUAGGAGCGAACAAUACGACGCUAGGAAGUACGCCUCAAGAAUACCAGCAGUGUUUCUUUCUCCCAGAACCGGAGUUCAACUUGGUUUGGAGCGAACGCUAUACCACGAAUCUAAUAACCGCCUUGAUUAACUUUGCUCUCAUACCGUUCGCCAUCACUGCGAACCUAUUUGUCAUAUUAGCAAUCACCAAGAAUAACUCUCUUCACACUCCAUCUCUUAUGCUGCUAUCGUGUCUGGCCUUUUCAGAUUUUCUAAUAGGACUAAUUGUACAGCCCCUGUAUGGAACAUUUAGGCUGAUGGAAAAUACCCACCUUUAUGUUCCUUGUGCGUUUAGAGUGGUGUAUUCGGAGAGCUUUUGGGUUUGCUAUGGAGUGUCGUUUGUGACCUUGAGUGCACUGAGCUGUGAAAGGUAUUUGGGUCUCCGUCUUCAUCUACGCUACGGUGAGCUCGUUACAACUAAGGGUGUCCUUCAAGUGGUUAUUGCCAUCUGGAUUGGCGAUGUUCUUUUAACGAGUUUGCAAUGGGUUGGAGACGGCUCGUUUGUUCGUAACUUGCAGAUAGCCAUCUUCAUCUUGUGCUUGCUUGUCACAUGCUUCGCUCACUUCAAGAUUUUUCGAAUCAUUCGUCGCCACCAAAGACAGAUCAUCGAACAGAAUUCAGCGAAUCAAGACUCUAAUGCUAGUCAUUCAAACAGCUACCUUGCACAGAAAAAACUAGCCAAAAAUAUCACCUACAUAGUUGGAUUCUACUUGGUAUUCAAUAUGCCUGUGCUGAUCGUACAAAUGCACCAAUUUGCGGGCGGAACAAUAUCUUCUUUAAACGUUUUUAGCUGGGUAGAAACGAUAGCUUUUGCUAAGUCGUCUGUAAAUCCUGUUAUCUGUGGAUGGCGGAACAAGGAAAUUCGCCAAGGCAUGGCCAAAAUCUUACGAAAGUGUCUGUACUUAGAAGCACGCACAUCAAAUCAUGAGGAUAUAACUGAACAAAGGAGUCAAAGAGAUUCCCAUGUUUGAUUGCCAUUUUUAUUCCUCUUCAAAUUUAUUCUUAUUUUGGUUUGGCUGUUUUAAGUUUUUCCGUAAAUCGUUCUAUUUGGAGCAAUUAAACUUGAGUGUCAUCUACGUAUGCCUUGAAAUGAUCUUGAGGUCUUCGGCAUUUCUUUCGCUUUAGGAUAUCUUUAGCGUGAGUAAAUGAAGAAUGGGACGC